Messenger RNA from Lodderomyces pseudojiufengensis, 1911 nucleotides. RefSeq names its product putative asparagine synthase. Bases 1 to 1911 code for a protein of 636 amino acids. The transcript has a single exon. The record is from RefSeq and is a predicted model, not a curated record. NCBI's taxonomy places the organism in Eukaryota, Fungi, Ascomycota, Pichiomycetes, Serinales, Debaryomycetaceae. Gene Ontology annotation, molecular function: asparagine synthase (glutamine-hydrolyzing) activity.
AUGUGUGGUAUUUUGUUGAGAGUAUCAAAAGCUCAAUAUGCUGAAGUGUCCUGUAUUCCAAAUUUAUCUGCAGUAAAUGAAAAGAAUUUUCCUCACCAAAAAUGGGAAACAAAUGAUAAAUCAAUCAUUAAUCAUUUUACAAAUCAAGGUUCCAAAGUUAAAUCACUAAGCAAACAACAAAUAUACAAAUUGAACAACUUGGACAACUUACGAUUGUUAAACUCUCAAUUAUCAAAGAUCAAAAAUAAUGUCAAAAUUUCGGCAAAUGAAAAGACUAACAAAAUUACAGAAGUUCAAUCCAAAAUCAAUGAAAUUACAAAAGAAGAUCAAGACGAAAUUAAGAAGAACGACUUCGAUGAGUUGAUAUACAAAACAUCAAAUAGAGGGCCCAAUUAUCUAAACUAUACAAAGUUCAAACAUGAUGGCUCAUAUUUUCAAUUAUUUUCAGCAAUUUUAUCGUUAAGGCAACCUUUUACCAAACAACCUAUCUUCAAAGAUGAAUUUGUUUUACAAUUUAAUGGUGAAUUGUACAACUCUGAGUGUAUGGACAGUAAUGAUACUCAAUUUAUUAUCGAAUGUUUACAUUCAAAUUUAAAAGAUACAAGUGAUAGAAAGUCAGCAAUUUUGAAGACUUUAAAUUCCUUAAACGGGGAGUGGGCGAUUAUUUUGAUUGACUUGGUAAAUGAUAAAAUUUAUUUUGCUAGAGACGCUAUUGGAUGUCGAUCUUUGUGCUAUGAUAUUACUGAUGAUGGGUUAUAUAUCAGUUCUAAUUCAACUCUUGGCUUUUUUGAAUGUCUGAAUUCUGCAUAUGAAUAUGAUUUAAAAAGCGGAGAGAUGAACGUUGUACAAUUACUUAACUUGCCAGAGCCAACUUUUGAGCAAGUGGACAACGAGCAAGUGAUAAUGAAUGAGCUACGUCAAAGAUUAUCACACUCAACAAAAAUUCGUUAUGAGUCUAUACAUCCUUUGACUUGUCUGGAAAAUGAAAGCAAACUAGCUGUAUUAUUUAGUGGUGGGCUUGAUUGUACAAUUAUAGCAAGACUUCUAUGUGAAUCGAUUAGUGAAGGAAAUAAGGAUUCAUCGAUUGAUCUACUAUCAGUUGGAUUCGAAAACCCAAGGACAAAGGAGCUACCGACUUCAAGUCCUGAUAGAAAAUUAGCUAUCAAAUCAUGGUUUCAUUUAUGCAAGUUAUUUCCUCAUUUAAAAAUUAAUUUGGUUGAAAUCGAUGUUGAUUAUUCAAGUUGGUUAAUUCAUAAGUCUAGAGUAAGAGAAUUAAUGUUUCCAUGUAAUACAGAGAUGGAUUUAUCUAUUGCAAUAGCUUUUUAUUUUGCUUCUUCAAUUUUACCAGAUUUGACAGUUCAAAAGAAAUUGAAUGAAUACAAUGUCGAUUGGGAAAUUUUUGAGCAAAACCAGAGAAAAUAUAUCGAUAUCACAACUAAAUAUGUAUCCUCAGCAAAAGUGCUAUUUAGUGGACUAGGUGCUGAUGAAUUAUUUGCCGGAUAUUCAAGACAUGAAGGAAUUUUCAACAUCUUAGGGGAUUCAAAUUACGAAGAAUUAGCGCAAUCUUUAAAUUACGAUAUUCAAAUCAUUCAUGUAAGAAAUUUGGGUAGAGAUGAUAGAGUUAUUAAUUGUUGGGGUAAAGAAUUAAGAUAUCCUUAUUUAGAUGAAGAUUUUAUUAAAUGGGUGAUUUCAGCCAUACCGCCUCAAUUGAAACUCAAAUAUAUAAAAGUCAACGAUAAAAAAGGAAUAGAAAAGCUUCAAUUUACUAGAAAAUACAUUUUAAGAGAAUUAGCAAAAGAUUUGGGAAUGGACUGGAUUUCUAACGAAUUGAAAAGAGCAAUUCAAUUUGGUGCUAAGAGUGCAAAAUUGGAAAUUGGACAAAAUAAAUCAAAAGGUACAGAUUCUUUAUAG